CAGAGCAAGUUCCUAGACCGCCAUUAGAUGCAUCACCGGUUGCUUGGUCUUACUUGUGCCGCCCUUCCUGUCCCCCUCGUCACUUGUGUCCUACACCAGGGAAUUCACCUUGAUUCCUACAGCUGCUCCUGCGGCAGACUCUUCUCCUUGACUUGUGUAUAGUAGCCGGCUUUCCUUACCUUGAGAAGCUGCCCACAACUUCGCUCGGAUCGACGGAACAGUGCAGUCUAACUUUCUUUUUCAUUGCGUCGAUUUGGAUGUUGUAAGAACUUAAAACAAUGGACAUCGGAGGAGCACCACCUCAGCCAGCAGCACGAUUAUCGUUCCUCUCGUUCACCUUUGGAGCAAAGUAAUCGAAGGUAGAAAAAAAACACAAGAGUGAAAAACAGCGCUUCUUAAGUGCAAUUCGUCUCAUAAUUUUGCUCUGUUACAACUCCUGAAAGUGCAGAAUUCGCUUCAGAACCUGGCAAUCAAGGGAGAUUAUUUCAAUUGUCUUUAAAUAUAUAGAUAUAUAUAGAAAUAUAUAUCCUUUAGCAAACGCUGGGACCCUUGGGCCGACUUUCCGUGAGGUGAGGCUGAGAAAACCUUGAUUCAUUAUUGCCACAUUGCCAGCCCAUACGACAAGCGUGGUCGACAGAGGUGAGGAGGCAAAGCUGGCGAUCAAGGCAACACAGCCGGAGUCUCCCGGUUCCCUCAAGUCGAAGAGGACGACGAGCAUGGGAGGACAGGUGAUGGAGGAAGGAGACGUCAGUCUCGUUGAGGGACCCGUAUGGUUGAAACCGUUGCUGAAAGCUGAUUUCUUCGCUACUUGCGCACUGCAUGGUGUUUCUGCGAAGAGCGAGCGCAACCUAUUUUGCUUCAAAUGCAUGGGAGAUGGCAUUUGUGCGUCUUGCGCUGUGGAUCACAAAGACCAUCACGUUGUACAGAUUCGACGAUCGUCAUACCACGAUGUCAUUCGAGUUUCUGAAAUUCAGAAGCUAUUGGACAUCUCCACCGUCCAGACCUACAUUAUUAACAGUGCUCGCGUGGUGUUUCUAAAUGAACGGCCCCAGCCACGACCGGCCAAAGGCGUGACAAAUACGUGCGAGACGUGUGAACGGAGCCUUCUCGACACUUUUCGCUUCUGCUCCUUGGGAUGCAAGCUUGCAGGAAUUAAAAGACACAAGGAACUGUCCUUCAUUCUACAGCCAAAGCCUCAAGGUUGGUUCAGUCCGAGCUCGCGCGUGCUUUCCGACUCCGAAGACUCGUCCACUCACAAGAAGGCUCCACGGUCAAGGAAAGUGUCUCAGCUCCAGACCUCGCUCCUGUCCCACACAAGCAUCGAGGGAUCAGAAGAGACCGACCACGAAACAGCAGAGGACGCGGCGUGCAACAAGCGACGACCAUGGCAGCGCGUCGAGGCGGGCCUGCUGCCCUCACCAGCAUGUAGUGCAGAGCACCUCCACCGCGCGACGAGCUCCUUGCCUGUUCUCGUGGUCGACAUGUCGCCGAGAACACCGCCUCGCGCCAACGUCCUCCGAAUCGCUAAACGCCGCAAGGGAAUUCCUCACAGAGCUCCUCUCCGUGCCUGACAUCCAUCCACCUGCCCAAACGUCCACACAACAGGUGCGACCACUUGUUCUAGUAGCAUCAUUUAGACACUCAAAAGACAAAGACAUGAUCGGGGCGGCAGUCGGCCGACACCAGGUUUUCCGUCGACCCGCCACCGACUGUAUAUAAAAAAAAACUGUGCGUAUUCUCGACGAAACCUUAGGAUUAGUAGGGCUUGUGAGUGCAGUGUCUAGAAACCUUAAGUGUAUAUAUCACUUCAAAGGGUAGCGCUGUGAUUACUGCUUGUUAGUAUAGCAACAACAACAACAACAACAACAAAUGGAUCGAGAGAGUUUGCAUGCAGCAGAAGUGCCGACACAGAACUCUCUUCCCGUGUACCAAAGGUGGUGUUUUUAUACAUAGCGUUCCCUUCUGCAUCGUGUGCUGCUCCUUUCGGAAAGCGGGUAGAAGUAUAGGAUGCUGUUUGAUGUAUUAAAAAAAAUAAUAAAUAAAUAAAUAACUAAAAAAACUAAAAAAAAACUAAAAAGAAA
Messenger RNA from Physcomitrium patens, 2081 nucleotides. The record is from RefSeq and is a predicted model, not a curated record. NCBI's taxonomy places the organism in Eukaryota, Viridiplantae, Streptophyta, Bryopsida, Funariales, Funariaceae.